AUGCUACAAUUAUUGAUUUUAUUGACCGUUUUCACGGCGAUCUCCGCAGCGCCUGAAGAUAUAUCGGUGAAAAUCGAGCGGCAUUUCCCGUGCUCAUCCAGUACAGGACCGAAUAAGGGAAAUCUUCGAAUAAAAUUCCCAUCCUAUAAAACAACUGGAGUGAAAUUUAUUGAAGAAACAAAUAGCGAAGGGCAUAAAUGUUUUCGAAUGGCUGGUGGGAAAGUUGAGGUCUUUACCCCAGGACUUGAUGGUCACAAAUCCUAUUAUGUACAUUUGGAGACAAGGAUUGGUAUCCAUGGAAAGCCAGAAAGAUGUGUGAAUGCUGAUGCGAAUGGGUGUGGAGGAAUUGGAUCAUGUGUUCACUGUGACAUUUGCCAUCAAAUGGGCGGUGAUUUGAGAAAUUUUGUUCAAAUCUUUCAAGGCGAUCACUUGGCUCAAUGCUCGGCUGAGGGUCUUCCACCAGGCGAUUACAAUGAUCUUUCACUUCGUGUUUGUUUGCCUACAAAAAAUGAACUAUUACCAUUUCUUGAUAAGAAUUCCGCUAGAGCUGAACAACUCUGGGAACUCUUUGUCUCAAGCCGAGCACGAUCUGGUGAAAUCCCUCUUGUCAUUGCUGCUCGCCUCUUCGAUCGUCCAAUCAAUAAUCUUGAUAAUAAGAUCUUGAACGAUCUUCUUCAUGGUUCAAAAGAUGGAAUGGUCGGUUGUCACUGGAUUUAUGCAACAGUUUCUCAGAAU
Molecule: messenger RNA, 735 nt
Organism: Mesorhabditis belari
Lineage: Eukaryota; Metazoa; Nematoda; Chromadorea; Rhabditida; Rhabditidae
Source: the annotation of a GenBank genome assembly